This is a messenger RNA of Saccharomyces paradoxus, 243 nucleotides long. RefSeq names its product Mhf2p (gene MHF2). Lineage: Eukaryota; Fungi; Ascomycota; Saccharomycetes; Saccharomycetales; Saccharomycetaceae. Gene Ontology annotation, molecular function: protein heterodimerization activity. The coding region runs from base 1 to 243 and encodes 80 amino acids. Gene Ontology annotation, biological process: DNA repair; kinetochore assembly. The record is from RefSeq and is a predicted model, not a curated record. The transcript has a single exon.
AUGUUAUCUAAGGAAGCGCUGGUAAAAAUUCUCAGCCAAAAUAACAGUGGGAAGGAUAUGAAAAUUGCCGAUGAAGUAAUACCAAUGAUACAGAAAUAUUUGGAUAUAUUCAUUGAAGAGGCGGCGUUGCGAUCACUUCAAUCUCACAAGGAGAUGAACGGAAAACAUGAUGAUAAAGGCCCCUUAGAGUUAUCGCAUCAAGAUCUUGAGCGUAUUGUUGGGCUUCUUCUGAUGGAUAUGUAG